This is a messenger RNA of Physcomitrium patens, 2058 nucleotides long. RefSeq lists its product as uncharacterized. Lineage: Eukaryota; Viridiplantae; Streptophyta; Bryopsida; Funariales; Funariaceae. Gene Ontology annotation, cellular component: cytoplasm; membrane. The record is from RefSeq and is a predicted model, not a curated record.
GGGCGGGGAUUCUUAAGGCGGAAGCCGCACGUUCAUGUUCAACGUUUGAAGGCGCGUGUGUUUUUGUGUGUGUGUGUAACGGAGUGUGAGUGGGUUCCUUCCGUUCCUCGCAACCGAUUGCUUUGCUUAAGCAGCGGGGUUGCAAGGGUUUUUGUUGGAGUGUAGAAAAUUGUGUUGUUAUUUAGUGUGUGUUCGGGAAACGUGGUGUCGAACUUGGGGUUUGAGCAGGCGGACAUACUGAGACGCGGCGUGUCGUUGCUUUGUGAGUGUGAGGAGGAGUAUAGGGCGUGGUUGGUCGUGUGAUGGCAGGUGUUGGUCCUGCGUGUGUGAGAUCUGUGGCAAGUCAGGGUUUCGGAGCUCCAUGCGUGGGGCUGCCGCAGAGGAAUAGGGGUGUGAGAGGUCUCAGCGGCUGUGGGUUGCCAGAGAGAGUCUCUUCUGGCAAGUUUUGUUCUUCGUCUGGAAAGGGUGGAUUCUUUGCGGGGAAGAAGGACGGGUUCUCCAUCAGAUGCUCCAGCUUGCCUGGAGAUGGUGUUGCUGCAGGUACCCCGAAAACUGUGAUUAAAAGCUCCUGUUCCAAAAUUUUGCGUUGGUCCGAAGAGGACGUUGUGAGCUCGGGAGGUGUUCCUGUUGUACAAGCCUUACCCGAUGACGCAGAGACGCAUAGUGGCGCAAAUGGGAUGCUGGUGGAGUUGCGUGAGACCGACAGGCCGCAGCCAAUUGGAAGUGGCACGUAUGGGUCCGGAAAUCAGUUGAGUAUGGAGAUGGCUGUAAACGAGGCGCAGACCAUGACCGCAACCAUGUACAGGCCCAAGCUGCUUUGGUUUACCAAAUCUGAGGAUGAAGAAAGUAGAUUACUUGAUAGGACGUUCAACGCUCUCUUGGCUGGGGCUGCCAUAUCGUACGCUGUUACUAAAGCCGUCACCGUUGAUCACGAUGUCUGGCAUGGGUGGACUGUAUUUGAGGUUCUCAAGUAUGCCCCUCUCCACAACUGGCAUGCGUAUGAGGAAUUUCUUAGUGCUAAUCCAGUUCUGGCGAAGAUGAUGAUCAGUGGAGUUGUGUACUCGAUUGGAGAUUGGAUUGGGCAGUGUGUAGAGGGAAAACCGGUUCUCGAGUUCAGCAGAGUCAGGCUUCUGAGAUCAGGUCUUGUUGGAUUUUGCCUUCACGGCUCUUUGUCACACUACUACUAUCACGUUUGCGAGUUUUUGUUUCCGUUUCAAGGAUGGUGGGUAGUCCCAGUGAAAGUAGCAUUCGACCAGACCAUCUGGUCGGCUAUUUGGAAUAGUAUCUACUUCAUAACUCUAGGAUUGCUUCGAUUUGAGUCUCCCGUUAGGAUACUCAAGGAUUUAAGAGAAACAUUCUUCCCUCUUUUGACGGCUGGCUGGAAGCUGUGGCCCUUUGCGCAUCUUAUCACGUAUGGUUUGGUUCCCGUCGAACAGCGUCUGCUGUGGGUAGACUGUGUGGAGAUUCUUUGGGUUACUAUUCUCUCUGUAUUUGCCAACGAGAAAGCUCAGCAGAGAAUGGAAAUAAGUGAAGUAGAGACAGUGGCAGUGUUAAGCUCUGGAGACGCAGUAGAGCAGAAACUCCCCAUUGAAGAUUCCCAAUAACAGUGGAUAGUCUUGAGUCUCUUGUCAGAAUCUCCAUCAAUUGUGUAUCUGUAACUGUCUUACAGUCAAGGCUGUGAAUUUGAAACAAUCUGCGAGGGAGAGUGGGGGAUUUUGUACAUAGUAGAGUUUUCCUCAUCGUGAAGCGGUGCUGUCCUUUCGCUCUGCUUGUAGAAAGUUGUAGUGUAAUGGUAGCUGGUGGGAAAUCCUCACUCACAGAGCUGUUUUGGAAUUUUUUUAGAAGUGUAACGUAUUUGAGGGAUUUCAUCAUAAAUCGAAGUGCAUGUGCGUUUAGAUUUAUUAUUUUCGAGAGUAACCAGUGAUAAGAUCCAAGCUGAUAGAACGAGGGUCUGUAAUACGAUUAUUUCAUCGUUUCAUCCAUAUCAUUUGUAGCGUAUUGAUCACUUGUAUUCACUGGUUGAUUAGAAAUGAAUGGAAUAGUUAUGAAAGGCGAAAA